Molecule: messenger RNA, 1840 nt
Organism: Nymphalis io (European peacock)
Lineage: Eukaryota; Metazoa; Arthropoda; Insecta; Lepidoptera; Nymphalidae
Product: zinc finger protein 98-like
Exons: 4
Coding region: 144-1691 (515 amino acids)
Biological process (GO): regulation of transcription by RNA polymerase II
Cellular component (GO): nucleus
Molecular function (GO): RNA polymerase II transcription regulatory region sequence-specific DNA binding; zinc ion binding; DNA-binding transcription factor activity, RNA polymerase II-specific
Source: RefSeq, a predicted model, not a curated record
UAGUAGUUUGUUUUGUUUUUUUUUUUAGUUUUAUUAACAUAAUAUUCUGCGCUGACUGAUGUAGAUUCAAGUUAGAAAACAGAAAAAAAGUUAAAUAUUCUGCUAUUGACAUUUUUUUUAUUGAAUCAUAUAUACACGUUAUAAUGGCCUUAGAUGAUAUCUCCGACUGGAUUUCACAGCCUCACGUAUGUAGAUGUUGUUUAUCUGCUAAUGGUAUUUGGGAUUUAACCGCAGUAUACUUAUCGGACACUGGAAUUAAAGAAGUAUUUGCUGAAAUACUUCAUAAAUGCUUAGGAAUCAAUCUUUCCCAUAUAAACGAGAUGGAUUCAAGUAAACUUGUGUGUGAGAUUUGUGUCAGUCAACUCCGAAGUACUUCAAAUUUUCACAAACAAGUUUUACACGCUGAUAAAUGUUUUUCACAAUACAAGGAAAGCAGAAAAGAUAUUAAUAGUAAAUCGAAUUCAGAUAAAAUUAUAAUAAAAACAGGACAGAAAGAUAUGAAUAACAAAGAUAAAGUGAGAAAAAAAAUAUUGUCUGAAAGUGAAUACGACUCGGAUACGCCAAUUGCAAAAAUAAAACAUGCCCUGUGCGAUACGGGACUUGUCGACAUGACGGAUACGGAAUGUUAUGAAAAUUCCGAAUUAAAAGAAAAUAUAUUAAAACAAUAUGAGGAUAGAGUUGAAAAUUUAGAAAAAGAUCAAAAUGCUGGAAAAAUUAUAAAGAAUAUCAAACAAGUAUCCGAACGCAAGCGAGUGAUUUUAACCUGUGGUACAGUACUGCGAGAAACAACGGCUUGCCCUUUCCGUCAUCAUAAAAGCUGGUUCCAAUGCUUCUUUUGUUCUCAAGACUUCAUGGAAAUAGAUUCAUUAAGAAACCAUAAUCUCCAAUUUCAUCCAGACAUCGAAACCGAAUUAAAAAAAAUAAAACGAUACCCUCGAUCUCUCCAAAUUGACAUUUCGAAUUUGGAAUGUCGAAACUGUCACUUGAACUUGACAGAUGUCGAAUCGAUGAAGCGGCAUUUCGUUGAAAAACACAAUAAACUUAUUUACAAAGAAUGCAUAGCAGAUUAUAAAGUGAACGCUAGUCCUUACACUUGUCAUUUAUGCAAGCGCGAGUUCCAUGUCUUUAGGACUUUGACGACGCAUUUGAACGAGCAUUAUGCGAAUUGCAUAUGCGAUGUUUGCGGGAAAUCAUUCCUUAACACCAAACGUCUUAAGGUUCAUAAACGCACGCACGAAAACGGUUCGUACCCGUGUAACGAAUGCGGUAAAGUUUUAAAGACGAAAACCUCAAAGGCCAAUCACAUGGAAAGCGCACAUUCGAAGCGCGUUAUUAAAUGUCAAAUAUGUUUUAAACCUAUGAAACAUUAUAAUGAUAGGGUAAAACAUAUGUCCGAAGUACACAAUAUUACUCAUAAAUUUAAAUGCCCCAUGUGUAGUAGGGAAUAUAAUAUAAAGCAUUAUCUAGCGACACACAUACGUCAAACUCAUGGUCAUAAGAAUAAGAAAUGUCUAGAAUGUGGUAUGGCGUUUAUUACGAAUCAUGGGUUGAAAAAACACAUGUCGAAACAUACGGGUGAACGGCCGUUUUCUUGUAAUAUAUGUUGCAAGUCCUACGCCAGGAGUUACACGUUAAGGGAACAUAUGCGAGCUCAUGAGAAUGAUAAGCGGCUUGUAGGGGCGGCUUUAUAAGUUUUUUUUGAAAUUAGGUCCAUGUUAUUUAUCAUUGUAAUGCAUACCUAUUGAUUAUGUUUGCGACAUUUUUGUUAUUAUGAAACAUGAGUUGAAUUAUUCCAUGUAAAAAAUGGUUUUAUUUCUGGGAUUGUGCAAAAAUUAAAUUA